UCCAUAACUGGGGUGAAUGGUGUCCGGCUAACCCAGUAUCCAGACCCCUGGGGUGGGAGGGAUGAUGGUGCACUGUCUCAGCCCAGUGACAUUCAAUAACUAUAAGUGGUACAGCUCUUGCAGCCUCCACCAAGAGCACGUUUUGUAGUUUUUAAUCUAGGCAAAGUAAGGAGAAGAGCAGUCACCGCUAACGGAAAUUAUUCUUCCUUUUAUGAGGAAUGGCUUCAGGUGAAGAAUUCCACUGAGUGAACAUGAGUUCCCUCUUCUUUGUCUCCUCCAAAGCAACAGUAAUGAACUGUGCUUUCCCUCCCUCUUUCCCUCUCUCCUUCCCUGUGCAAGUGUCAACUCAAGUAUGAACAAGAUGCCAUGUGAUAGGACACACCUCUCACAUCAGAACAAUCUGUAGUGGUUUUUGCAGAUUCGCAGGCAGGUUAUUCAUACGAAGACACAGACUGGAAUAAGGUGAUGUGUAUAUGUGUAUUGUCUGUUCUAGAGCUACAGAAAAACAAAGGUCACCAAUCUUCCUAGCAGUCAAGGGCUCCAGAAGAUGCAUGCACAAAUAGCAAACCUGCUAUCUUGGAGAUGGGACUAGAGGGAAAUCCAGCUUAGUAUACGGUUCAGAGGAGAGAGCAUGAAAAAGGUGAGGUUUCUUGGCACUUACCCACCUGAUCAAACCACUACAACUGCAAUCAAUAUCAAAUUCUCACAAUCUUCCAUGACUUUCAUGGCUUUUUCAUCCGUUUUCCCUUCAGAUGAUCUGAGGAAAUAACCCACUUGUAUUAUCUUCAUGUCUGUUGUGCAGAUGAAGAAAUGGUGCAUUUGUAUAUGUGAAGGGGGUUCUCUUAUCUCACAGGGCUGGGAGUCUGAGAGACACAAAAUGGUGAACCAUAGGUGCCUUUAUUUUUAUAGAAAUAAUUUAAAUCUGAGCAAGAAGCACACCUUUGUCGUAACUUCAAAAGAAGUGAAAGGAAAAACGACACAUCCUGUUUCUACAAACCCUUUUCCAGUAACUCUAAGGAAAGUCUUUAAAGGUUUAAGGGUUUGGAAAGAUACUUACCUUCAUUCAUAGUCUUCCUGUUUUCCUCUGAGGUCAAACAGAUUUAUGUGUGAAAGGACAACCUGCACUUGAUAGAGUGAAGCUAUGUGCUGCUUCUUGUUUACACCAGUUCUGCAAAACUAAUCCCAGAGCCUCUGCCUUUUCUUGUAUUUUUAAACUCAAUAAAAACACAAAGACUUGAAGAGAAGACUAUAUGGAACAUUUUAAAUGCUUCUUCAAAGGGUGAUUUGCUACAGUGUUUUCUCAUUAAAGUAGAGCAUCUGCUGAAAUAAGAAAGAAAUUGUGCACAAAGCAAAUGAAAAUUCUGGAAAAUCUAAAGUCAAGAGAGUUAAUCUGAGGGUUAACAAUGUUCAUGGUGCAACCAAGCUCAGAUCUGUCUGCUAUCUGUUCCCAAGUCAAUAUCUUCAUUCAAGGACUUCCCUCUGCCACCCUACAAAUUCUUCUCAGUGGUACCCAAGUUCUGAUGGGAACAAGCUCUGACACUUAGAAGUGGACAAGUAAGUCCAAGUGGACAAGAACAAUCCAGUUGCAUUUCCCUGAAGCUGCCCUUGAACACAGGGCAAGAAGAGGCUUCUGGGAUCAUCGAGGCUUGCCCUGGAGUCCAGUUCCUGGACUCAGCAGGAGACACAAGAGCAUAAAUCAUGUUUUUCAAAGCAAACUCCCCUGUGGACCAUUUACAGACUAUCCUCACCUGUCCCUAGAGCCUCUUGAGCAGGAGAUGGCCACCCGCCAGCUCCUCGCAUGCUGACCCACUUUUCCUGAGAAAUCAGCAAGGGAGAGUUUCACAGACAAGAGGAAAUCCCUAAACAGCAUGCAGCCCACAGAGCGGAAAGUUUUUUCUUGGGUUCGUUAUGUUUUGGUUUUUUUUUUUACCCAACUUCCCAAUGAAUGUAUUUGGCAGCUCACUGUCCCUGUCAGCACAGGAUCCCAGAGGAAGCCAGAGCUGGGAGGGCUCUUCCUGCCCAGGGGAAGGCUUCCCAGGAGCGUGAGGGAUUUACUAAUCGCCACCUUUCACUCCCUCGUCCCUCUCUGUGUCCCACUGAAGGCCAUGUGCAGUGGCAAGCUGCAGACAGGUCUGCUGGUGGCUGGCUACUUUGUGUACCUGCUGGUGGGUGCCGCGGUGUUCCAGGCACUGGAGAGGACCGCGGAGAAGCAGGAGAAAAUGGCAGCUGCCCAGAUGAAGGAGGCUUUUCUGCAGAGCUUCAGGCAGCUCACGGUGGUGGAGAUGGAGCAGUUCAUGAAGAACCUGACUGAAGCCAUUCAAAAUGGAGUAUACCCUGUUGGAAAUGAAUCACGGUUUGAAGAGAGCAACUGGGAUUUCAGUAACUCCUUCUUCUUUGCAGGCACAGUUGUCUCCACAAUAGGCUAUGGCACGUUACAUCCCAGAACUGUUGGGGGACAGAUCUUCUGUGUGUUUUUUGCUCUCUUUGGAAUCCCUCUCAACAUUGUUUUUCUGCACCGUGUUGGUAAGAUGCUCUCACUGCUGUGUAAAAAGCUGGGGAAAUUCCUGUAUGAGAAAGGAAUGAGAAAGGCAAACAGUCUGGCAGGAAUUACUUUUCCUACUAUCGAGUGCUGGUGGCCAUUUGGAUUCUUUUCGGCCUUGCCUGGAUUGCUCUGCUGUUUAAUUUAUUGACAACGGUACUAGAAGAUACCGAAAAAAUAAUUGUCAAGGAUCUCCAGCAAAUUGGAAAGGUGAGUAAGGACAAUGGAGCAAGCCAGCAAAGAAGAUGCUGGCCUGUUCAGUUUAUUCCAGA
This is a messenger RNA of Chiroxiphia lanceolata (lance-tailed manakin), 2811 nucleotides long. Its product is annotated as potassium channel subfamily K member 16-like. The coding region runs from base 1869 to 2690 and encodes 273 amino acids. Lineage: Eukaryota; Metazoa; Chordata; Aves; Passeriformes; Pipridae. Gene Ontology annotation, biological process: potassium ion transmembrane transport; stabilization of membrane potential. The record is from RefSeq and is a predicted model, not a curated record. Gene Ontology annotation, cellular component: membrane. Gene Ontology annotation, molecular function: potassium ion leak channel activity. The transcript has 4 exons.